GGGCUGGCUGAGGGACUGCUUCGACGGCCCGCUGCCGGUGCGGCGCUAUCGUGUGAGUGCCGACUCUUCAAAGGCAUGCUCUCUUCUGCAUCCUACCGCCUCAAUGCGAGCUUAUGGUCGUGGCGCCGAUCUGACUUCGCUCGGGCGGGGCUACAUGCUGACGCCUUGCUCGCAGCGUUUGUUGGCCCUCAGCGGACCGCCCGGCUCCGGCAAGACGGCAGUGAUCCGCGCACUGGCCAGCGAGCUGGACUACGAGAUCCUCGAGUGGCAGAACUCCGUCAAUCCGCACGGCCGCGUCGGAGACGGCCUCGGGAGCGGGCCGGCGUCUCUGACGCGCCGCUUCGAGGAGUUCCUGGCGCAGGCAGGGCGCUUCCCGACGCUCUCGCUCAGCAGCCGGCAAGGCGGUGCGGACGCGGGGCAUGCCGCUGCGUCGCAGGGUCAGAGUCAAGCCGGACCGUCGCGUCGACGCCUAAUCCUCCUCGAGGACCUGCCGAACCUGACGCACCAGACGACGCGCGAGUCGUUCAUUGCUGCACUCGAGCUCUUUCUUGCUCGUGCUCUGCCGUCUGACGGCUUCCCUACGCCGCUCGUGCUCAUCAUGAGCGACAGCGUCGUGCGCCAGGAUGCAGACGUCGGCCGCAUGGGCGACAGCAGCCGGAGCGAGUCGGUACGCACUGCGAUGAGCCUGCGCAUCCGCAGCAACCCGGCGUACGCCGAGAUUGCGUGAGUGCGGGCGUCGUGUCGUCAUAUGAGGCUGCACUGACACGGCGUGCAGCUUCCGUCCCGUCGCCAAGACCUUUCUCGUUAAGACGCUCGCGAGCGUGCUUACCACCGUGCGCGAGGACCCCGCGUCUACACUGCCAGC
Tilletiopsis washingtonensis is the source of this 865-nucleotide messenger RNA. RefSeq lists its product as hypothetical. Bases 104 to 727 code for a protein of 207 amino acids. The transcript has a single exon. Gene Ontology annotation, molecular function: chromatin binding. The record is from RefSeq and is a predicted model, not a curated record. Gene Ontology annotation, biological process: DNA repair; DNA damage checkpoint signaling; mitotic DNA replication checkpoint signaling. Lineage: Eukaryota; Fungi; Basidiomycota; Exobasidiomycetes; Entylomatales.